Messenger RNA from Belonocnema kinseyi, 2153 nucleotides. RefSeq names its product probable 28S rRNA (cytosine-C(5))-methyltransferase (gene Nsun5). Gene Ontology annotation, cellular component: nucleolus. Bases 205 to 2109 code for a protein of 634 amino acids. Gene Ontology annotation, biological process: rRNA base methylation. The record is from RefSeq and is a predicted model, not a curated record. Gene Ontology annotation, molecular function: methyltransferase activity. NCBI's taxonomy places the organism in Eukaryota, Metazoa, Arthropoda, Insecta, Hymenoptera, Cynipidae. The transcript has 6 exons.
AUAUUUACAUUCCACGACAAAACGAGAUGAGCAGUUUUCCCCCACUUUCCCUAGAAAAUUCGCCAGAAUUCUCUAGAUUAUAAUUUACAGUCUGGCCGCCAGGCGCGCAAGAGGCUAAGGCCUUUAUUUACAUAACCUCAAAUUUUGCAGGAACCUGUUUGGAAUUCGUGAUUUUCUACUUUGUAUGGGAAUGUGAUUUAUAACAUGUCGAAAGGGUUUGUUCAUUCUGUUAAAGUUCCGAGGCUCUACAAAACUGUCGCAGGCGUUGUACAAAAAGUACAAGAAAACGGAGCGAGUCUUAAACAAUUGAUUUAUCAACAAAGACACACGAAUCUGCAGGGUGUCUACGCUUUAGCGUUUAACACCGUUCGUCACGGGGAUCAGUUGAAUCAGCUAAUACGCAAAACCCAAAUCCUCUUUAAGGAGCAGCGUUUGGAUCCGUGGUUAACUCGAGUUCUGAUAACAGAAUUAUUAUGGGGCAAGCAGUGCUUGAAGUCAGAGUCGAAGCCUAUCCAAACAGUCCUCUCUUACGAGAAUGAAUUGCGAGAGGAAGUGAAAAAUAUCAGAGAAGAUGUAGUCCCUCCCGAAACUCGAAAAGUGAGGAAACCAAGAUAUGUGAGAGUUAAUACGUUGAUGAUGACUGUGGACCAGGCAAUAAAUGGAUUUAUAGAAGAAGGUUGGAAUUUGUUUCCUGCAUCUGAGAAUUAUCAUUCUUUUUUGGAAACCUUGUCGAAUUUGCAAGAGUCAACGUUUCUUCAGGACUUUCAUAUUCCAGAGUUGCUCGUUUUUCCCCAUGGAACUGCAUUUUUUAAUCAUCCUGCUUACAAAACUGGAGAAAUUAUUUUGCAAGAUAAGGCCAGUUGUUUUCCAGCUUUCCUCUUGAAUCCACAAUCAGGAUCUUCAGUUCUAGACAUGUGCUCAGCACCUGGGAUGAAAUCUACUCAUUUGGCGGCAAUCAUGCAAAAUCAGGGGAAAAUUUUCUCAAUAGAAAUGGAUCCAAGGAGAUACGGAACUCUAUGUGAUUUUGUUCAACGAACAAAUUCUACAUGUGUGGAAACUAUAAAUAAAGAUGCUUUAACUGUUGAUUCUAAACAAUGUCCAGACGUUGAGUAUAUUCUAGUCGACCCCAGUUGUUCUGGAACAGGCAUGAUUGAAAGAGAAGAAUUAAAUGGAAGAUCCGAGAAAUGCGCACCUGGACGAUUGAGAAGUUUGCAAUCAUUUCAAGUUCUUCUUUUACGUCACGCUCUCUUAAAUUUUCCAUCUGCGAAAAAAGUAGUCUACAGUACUUGUUCAAUUCAUCCUGAAGAAAAUGAACACGUAAUUGACGAAAUUCUCACCGAUAUCGGAGAUGCUUACAAACUUAAUUCUACUAAAGAAAUCCUCGAUGGAAACUGGAUAAAUUUCAGCUCUUUGGAUUUUGCCUGCAAAGAUAAUUGUCUUUACGCGAGACCGGAAGUGGAUCUAACCAACGGGUUCUUUGUCGCAGUUUUCGAACGAAAUUUCGACGUUCCUCUGCCAGAGUAUAAACGGAAAUCGAAAAUCGAUCGCGAAGGAAAUUCUAAUUUUAAGAAUUUUCAGAAGGAAAAGUUCGAAGGUGAAUAUAAAGAUAAUGGAAAUGAAGAAAAUGAAGAGAAAGAAGACAGGAAAGGGGAAGAAAGUGGAUUUGGAAAAACUGAAAAGACGAGCGAAAGACAAUUGACUGCUUCACAGAAGAAGCGAAUGCGUAGAAGACGGAAAUUCAACACACAGGCUUCAGAAACUUUCGUGAAAGAAGUAAAAGAAAUGAAAGAAGAAAGUGAAUUUAAGGAAGUCGAGAAUGAAGAAGUUGAAGAAAUAGAAGAUUCGAAAAAACGGAAGCACAAGAAAAAGAAGAAGAAACAUCAAAAGGAUGAAUCCCCUGAGCUAGAAAAUCUUUCCCAAGAAGUUGAAGUUGAAAAUAUUGAACAAGAAGAAGAUUCUGCAAAGUCUGAGAAAAAGAAGAAGAAACGGAAACAUAAAGAAACCUCGGAUUUUAUUUCCUUGAGUGUUGAAACCCAUAUUCUAGAAACAGAAAAUCCACCAGCAAAGAAGAGGAAGAAGAAGAAGAAGAAAAAGUUUACAGAUGAUUAACUCGAUCUUCUUUAAUAAAAAAUGAAAAAUAAAUGAAUUCAGAG